Molecule: messenger RNA, 5504 nt
Organism: Lethenteron reissneri (Far Eastern brook lamprey)
Lineage: Eukaryota; Metazoa; Chordata; Hyperoartia; Petromyzontiformes; Petromyzontidae
Product: TOX high mobility group box family member 3-like
Biological process (GO): regulation of transcription by RNA polymerase II
Cellular component (GO): nucleus
Molecular function (GO): chromatin DNA binding
Source: RefSeq, a predicted model, not a curated record
GGUGGGGGGGAAAUAGGGGUUUUUGGGCCUCUUUAACGAGCAUCUAGAACAAUUAUUUACUCAAUUUUUUUUUAUUUUUUUUGGUGGUGGUAGGAACCUGUGACUGUUCAGCAGCAGCAGGAGUAGCGAGGCAGCAAAGGGAGACCGCUCCAAAGAGCGACUGUGGUUAUUGUUGUUGUGCUGCUUCUCAUCCACGGGCCAAGCGGCAUCGUCGGUGCCGGGAGUCGCUUGUUCCCUGGCCGUCCUUUCUUUGUUGUGUCACCUCGUGCGGCGCGUCCCGUGCUGGGAUAACAUCAUCAUCACUAGAAAGGGGGCAGUCCAACGCGCUAAAUAUUCUCGCUGUGCGCCAUUGGAUUCGGAAGACAAUCAGAGGGGGGCCGGCCGUCUUGUCGCGUGAGUGAGACAGGCGGGGUGGUUGUUGUGUUGGGGGGUGGUGGUGGUGCGAGACGUGGCUCUGGGGGGUGGUGGUGGUGGAGAGACAUUCGCAACACGGAGAGGAAGAGAGUAGCAGCCAGCGUCGGUGGUGGAGAGAGGCGAACAGAUUAAGAAUGCUGUAAUAAGCGCAACUUUGGUCGAAUCAAUUUUUUUUUGGUUGCUGCUCUCGAAACUACAGCGACGGUGAACUCGGAAUUGGCGUCCCGGGAGAAGUUAACGGGGCUCGCGAAGUGGAGGAACAAUCAAAGUCGCCCUCGGUGGGGACUUUUUUGUUGAACGCAAUUAACUUUUGCGCGUGUCCGUGUCGAGUUUUUUUAACGCGACAACUUUGGCUUAAGUUGGUUCACAAAGACGCGCAAUCCCGUCGCCUGCCUCCUGAACAUCAUCAUCAUCAUCCGCUGCUGCUGCUGAUGAUGAUGCGUCUGCCACCGCCGGUUUCCGCUGUCUACUUUGUAAAUCGCUAACAGGGAAAAGAGGAGGGUGGAGGUGGAAGGAGGAGGAAGAAGGAGGAACAAGAGACCCGGACUGAUGUCGCAGGAGGCUCGGAGAGCCACGGGGUUCGCUGGUUUUUACGCGUUCAGUUGAACUGCUGUGAAAGCGGCGUUUGUCGGCAGUCUCAGACGGGGUUUGGGGGGGGAAGGGAGGGACAGGAGAUAACCCACGAGCAGCACCGGAUCAUUAACUCAUAGCAUUUACUAAUUAGCUGUAAUAGUAAACCACGCACGCCUAGUUACCGCAGUUAUUGCGCGUCUAUACGGCGCAUGCGUUCCUAAAACGAAAACUCAUUAUUAGCAACGGGAACAAACAAACAAACAACAGCAACAGCAGCCAGCCAGCAGAGACAUCGACCAUCAUCAUCAUCGCGAUCACCGGGGACGAGAGGCGAGGAGACAACCCACAAGACCGUGGCCACGAUGGACCUGAGAUUCUAUUCCCCGGCGGCUGGGAAAUGUUUUCCCGCAGAGCCCAACUCGAGCCUGGAUCCGUCUCGCUGCGCAUCCUUCCCCUACUACACCAGCGGCAAGUUCGGAAGCGAAAACUACAUGGAUGUCAUGGAACCAAGCCACAGCUUUCUUCCAAAUACAGAGACAUUUCACACGCCAAGCCUCGGCGAUGAAGAGUUCGAAAUCCCACCCAUCAACCCCCUCAAUGAAAUGGAUCCUUCUGGAUUGAUUCUGGAUGAUUCUGUGGUGCGGUAUCAUGGGCUGGAAGAUACUAUUCCACCACAGGGGGGACAGUAUGUGCCACAUUUCCCACCACAAAAUCUCGACCUGCCGGCCAUCACUGUUUCCCGAGGCAUGAUGGGAGGUCACAUGAAUGGCAUGGCAAUGGCUCAAGCUAACCCAGCGUUCUUUGGGCACGACCCUCACCUGGGCUUCCCUCACAUGAUUCCCAUGGGCGGCCUGGGCCAGCCAGGGUCCAUGCUGCCACCACACGGGCAGCUCACCACCAUCAACCAGUCCCACCUGGGCCUGGGGGCUAUUGGGGCCGGGGGAGGCGGCGGCGGCGGUGGUGGCGCCGGCAUGGCAGGGCUACCGUACGGCUCACCCUCACCUCCCGGAAGCAAGUCUGCCACGCCGUCUCCGACCAGCUCGGCUAAUGACGAGGAGGCGGACGAUGCGGCUCGGAAUGGCGGAGAGAAGCGGCCUGCUCCCGACUCCGUGCUCAAGAAGCCCAAGAUGCCCAAGAAGAAAAAGAAGAAGGACCCCAACGAGCCCCAGAAGCCCGUGUCGGCCUACGCGCUCUUCUUUCGCGACACGCAGGCGGCCAUCAAGGGGCAGAACCCGAGCGCCACGUUCGGAGAGGUCUCCAAGAUCGUGGCCUCCAUGUGGGACGGCCUAGGAGAGGAGCAGAAGCAGGCAUAUAAACGAAGAACUGAAGCAGCUAAAAAGGAGUACCUGAAGCAGCUUGCAGCAUACCGAGCCAGCUUAGUUUCCAAGUCCUACCCCGACCCAGGCGACACCCAGCCUCCACGCGUCACGCAGGGCGGCAUAUCGCAGGUCAACAUGUCGUCCUCCUUCCCAAUGUCACAACAAUCUCCGGGCAUGGCCUCCCAGCUGCAGCCCAUCCCCAGGACCAUCGCACCCAAGCCGCAGGGGAACCAGGGACAACCUCCGCAACAGCAGCAGCAGCAGCAGCAGCAGCAGCAGCAACAGCAGCAACAGCAACAACAGCAGCAACAGCAACAACAGCAGCAACAGCAGCAACAGCAGCAACAGCAGCAACAGCAGCCACAGCCGACGCCCGUCGGGAUGGUGAUGUCGCCCCGGCCAAUGAGGAUGAGCCCCCCUCGCCCACACCACCACCCACACCCUCACCAGCACCAUCACCACUCGCCGCACGGCAUGCCCACGCAGAUGAUGACGCCGGGCCAGGCGAUGGUGCCACCCCACGGCAUGCCCAUGCAGCGCCUGCACCCGGCGCAGGGCCCGCCCAUGGGGAUGCCCACACCCCAGCAGCAACAGCAGCAGCACAUGCAGCACGCGGCAGCACAGCAAGCCCUGAUGGGACAACCGCAGGAGCCCCAGCCGCCACACUCUCAGCCGCAGGGGCAGCCCCAGCCGCCGCAGCCGCAGGGCCAGCACAUGAUGGUGUUCGGGCAGCAGAUGAUGGGCAGCCCCAUCCAGUCACCUCACGGCUUCGCUCAGCCACCACCCGGGCCGCCCCAGCACCACCCGAUGGGCGGGCAGCAGCAGCAGCAGCCACAGCUGCACUGUGAGCCAAUUGGGCCAGACCAGCAGUCUAUACAGGUGUACUCCCCGCAGCAGGGCGACUCGCGACCCAUGAUGGGCUCCCCUCCGCCGCCUCAGCCCAGCCUGCCUUCCCCGCAGGGACAGCCGCCCCCGCACCGGUCGUGCGUCCGCGCCGGCUGCCCCAACCCGCCGGCUCCCAGCGCCGACUGGGACAGCAGCUACUGCAGCAGCGAGUGCGUGGUCCACCACUGCAGAGAUGUGUUUAUGGCUUGGGUGGCGGGAAGAAACCAGAGCAAUGCUGCUCCUGUCAAGUGAAGCCACUGGACGGGACACUGACUGAAGCGUUGUGUGCUUUGCAGUGAUUGCUGGAACUUGAAAAACGAUGAUUCAAAAAGGAAAGUACGCAGAUCAGAGUGGGAAGGGUGACUCUCGCGCCGACACAGGGACGCUGUCUGGAUUUUCUUCUCUCCCGAAGGCGAAACACAUAACUGUACUGCGUCACGUCACGCAAGUUCUCUUUUAAACCCUGUAGAAAUUAUUAUCCCUUAUCCUCUCUACGCUUUAACUGAACACCUGUGUUUUGAUAUAUCACUACAUGUAAAUGUUCUACGGUUACCACUUGCUGCGAGCAAAGCUAAUCGUUAGUGUAAAAGCCACACGUGUAAAGGAUGGUGCUUUUUUUUUCUUCUGUUUGUGACGCUAUCAGUUAUCGGAUGUACAGCCCAUAUAUGUGAAAAACACAGACAAACAGACCACAAACCUUGCGCCGACAGUUGAUAACUACAGCACAGUUUACCAAAACGAGCAGCAGCAACCUCUCGGAGCCGGGGCUGACUGUGCUAAUCCACGCCGCAUUGUCGGGCGCAUCGAGAAAAAAAAAAACAUUUCACUGUUGUACAUUCACAGAGAACGACUGAACAGACGAUGGCACCGGACGAAUGCAUUUGUGCGACGCUUGACCACUUGUCAUGCUUAUCCCCUGCCCAAGUCGCAGGGUGCACUGGGUGCACUGGUGCAACCAGUCGGAAGGGAGGGGGCGGCACCCUGCUUUCUUCAUUUUUUGAUCCCACGGUGACCCUGGUCGGCACAGACCCGAAUGCGGAUAUUGUUGCAUUUAUCAGACACUUUACCAGGCUAUGAUGUGUGGAAGAAGACACACGGGGGAUUUAAUUCUGUGUGUUAGCCUCAUUAACUGAACUGGGGGUGAGGGGGGGGGGGUCUGGCAGGGGCUUCAGUAAAUGACUCUCCCACACGUUUCAUCGCUAUGGUUUUUUUUUCUAUAAGGUGCCUGUCUGCCUGUCUGUCUGUCUUUUUUUUAUCUGCUAUAUAAAUGUGUGUAAUGCACGGAUUGCUAUUUAAGAAAUGAAAAAAAAAUGUAAAAACAGAAAAAAAUGUACUUUGAAAUGGAGAGCUGGGAAUCCACUGCCAAGGCAAACAUUAAGACAUUAAUGUGGUUUUCAGUUGGCCGUAGAUAAAUUGAAAAAAUGGCAGUGUACAAAUUGUGCGUGCAUCAUAUAUAUACACAUACCUGGCUGCCAAGAGGGUAGAACCUCGCAUUCAGUAUCUCCUCCUUUGCUGUUGGGGUUUUCGUUUUUCUGUUUUUGCAAAUUUUGCAAUCUUAGCACUUGUUUGUUGGAGCUGUAUGUGGCUGAACAAAUGUACUUGUAAGUUGUGGCAAAUAAAAUAAAAACAAAAAAAUUCCAGCCUGGGUUACCUAGGGCUUUACGAGAUAAUUUGUAAAAAAAAAAAUAACGUGGUGAUGAUGUUUUUUUCUUUUCUAGCGAAGAAAAUACACCGGAAAAAAAAUGUUUGGGAUUUGUAAAGUAAGAUGAAAACACAAUUAAAACAAACCAUGCUUUUUAGCUCUCCGUUUAAACCACACCUUAUAUUCUGCUACCAAAAAAUGAAAAAAAACCAGUGAAAAUAUUUACAUUUUGUAAUCUACGGUAUAUUGCAGAAGUUAAUAUAGCUUUUUUGUAUGUCGUCGUGUGUAGAAUAAAAAAGAUAAAUCCGCCAGAUUUUUAAGUGAAAUCCAUUUGCAUUAAAUGCCAAAAUAGCUUUCUAAUUGACUGCUGGGGGUAUAGUUUUAACAGAGGGGGUGUUGAAGUUGGCUCCAUGUAGCCUUAAAAGCAUUCAAUGGUAUAAUAUGAUGUAAUAAAUUAAAUGUUUCUGUUUCUUAUUUAAUUUUGUUUUUGUAUUUGAAAAUGAGGCUUUAUUUAAACUGUAAUAAUGACAUUUUAAGGAGGUCAUCACCAUCUUUUAAAACAUUUCUCUUGUUUAGUGUAAAUCAGUCUUUCGGAUUUGGUGGUAUUAUUGUUAUUAUUAUUUGUUUGUAAUUUUUUGGGCCACAAUAAAUUAAGUCAUCACAAAAUGUGA